Molecule: messenger RNA, 2673 nt
Organism: Phytophthora infestans T30-4
Lineage: Eukaryota; Oomycota; Peronosporomycetes; Peronosporales; Peronosporaceae
Exons: 6
Coding region: 1-2673 (890 amino acids)
Source: RefSeq, a predicted model, not a curated record
AUGACGAGAUGGAAGCGACUGGUUCUCGAUCUCUACGACCGUAUCGGCGUCUUUGGACAAGAAGCCACACUCGUCAUCAAACGUCUGGACCUUCUUCCGACUGCCAUCGUCAACCAGAUCCAAGCUCUCAUGACCACAGGAGAAGUCCCCGGUAUUUUAUCUCUAGAAGAGCAAGUCAACCUCGCGACCCGAGUAUGUGACGAACGUCUUCUAGCUCUUAAAGCCCAACACGCGGCUCUAGUGGCGCAGAUCCGAGCCCAAGCCGAAGCCGCGAGAGAUCAAGCGCUGGCCAUUCUGCACCAGAAACAACGAGACGCCCCGACAACGCCCAUGCUCGACGCUUUCCAGCAAGUGGAGACGCGAUACCAACGCGAGUUACGCUCCAAACUGGCUCGAGUUGAUCUGCGCUACCAACAAGACAGCGACGACUUGCGUCGUCAGCGUGAAGUGGAGAGUGAGAGCGUAGCCGCCACCGUCAUGGCUCUAACCAGACCGUUAGGCGUCACAAGCGGCAAGUGGGCGAGUGCUGUGGCUCGUAUGUGCGCGAAGCUCCGCGUCGUUCUUCUCGUUGAUAAAGAGCAUGCAAAAUCUGUACGUACGACCAAUCCGAGCAUCUUUUCCACGUGCGACGUCGUGUCCAUGCCGCAACUCGAUCGCGAUUCUUUGCGUACAAUUGUUCUCUGGAGUGUGGCGUGUAUGGCGACAGAAAUGCAUCUCGCACGCGAAGAAGCUUUUCGAGCCAAGACCGCGUGGUUCCUCGACUUGUCCAACCGGUUAGAUCGCGACUUGUGUGCGUUGCGUUCGAGUGAUAAAUUACUUACCGAACAGCUCUCGACAAUCGACCAGCAGCUGAUAAAUGACGAAGUUAAAUUGACCGAGCAGAAGCAAGAUGCCGAGCGCAUCCGCCUCAUCAUGGAGCGCUUCCGAGCCGCAGCAGAUGAGCAGAUUCUUAUCACGAAUGAAGCCCAGGAACAAGCCCAAAAGGAGCUCAAAGAGCCCAUGAGCUGCCUCGAAGAAGCCAACCGAGCCUUACUAUUGGUAGAUCGCCGUCAUAUCAUCGAGAUCAAGUCGUUUGGGAGUCCUCCGCCGCUCGUCCACCUCGUUCUCGGCGCCAUUUGCGUGCUCUUCCAGCUCGAAUCCUCAUGGGAAAGCGCUCGUCGCCUGCUGCUCGGUGACGCGAAUUUUGUGCAAAACUUACUGCAAUUCAACAAAGACGCCGUGUCUGCCGCUACUUUGACCAAGUUAGAGAGCGAAUUUCUGAGUGACGAGCGCUUCAGACGCGAAGAAGUGGAGCGACAGAGUGUGGCAGCAGCCUCCAUGGUCGGCUGGGUGCGAGCCAUCCACCAGUACGCCACGUCGCGCCACAAAGUGCAGCCUACGCUGGACAAGCUGGACAAGGCGCAAGGUCGCUUACAGCUCAUCAUGCGCGAGUUCCAGGUCAGUCGAGACCGCGCGGGGGACGCAGACGCAGCGUGGCAGGCCACACAAGCUGCGAUCGACACGGCGAGCACUCGGAAAGACGCGCUACGGAGCGAAAUGACGUCGCUCAGUGCUCGAUGUGACAGCGGACAACUGGCUGUGGAGGCGCUGACAGAAGACCGAGAGCUGCAAAGAGAGGCCGCUAAUGCCAUCUCGAUGCGUCGAGGGUUCUCGUUAACAACGUGGAACGCGUUACUAUCGGCUGGAGCGUUAACGUACGCGUGUGAAUUGAGUGCUCUUUCAGUGCGAGAGCAGGUUUUUCAGGCCUGGGGAGCAGCUUAUUGUUGCUAUGGAGGACUGACACCUGGCUGUCCACCGACGUCUACGUGCUGCACGUUUGUUCCGUCGAUAAGUGUUACCACGAAGCUGGUGACGAGUGUGGGCGAUCUGAUCUUCUCUCGACGCCGACUUUGGGACGCUUCGCUGUUGUCGUUGGUGGCUUUAACGUCGUCUCUUCCUGCGGUGAUGAUCACGAGAUUCUCGUCUGAAAUGGAGCAACUUCUGGUCUCUUGUGCUCGACGCGUGUGGCAUUGGCCUCAGCUGCACAUGGUGCACGCUCGAGCUCGUGACUUUGACGAUGUUUUCAAGGUAGCGGCUCGUUCGGGGCAUCAACUCGUGGUGCUGGACGUCGAGCCACAUGAUGCCCAACCUCUCAAUGAAGAGAAUGAAUACUCCGACGCGAUGGACACGAUCGCGCUGCAUCCAAACUUUCGGUUGAUUCUGACGUCGCACGCUUGUCGCGAUUCUUUUGGUGAAAUUCUUCAUAAAAUGCCAACUUUGGACGGAUAUUUGCAUUCGGACGACAUGGUCGACGUAAUGUUGGAUAAAAUUUCAUCGGAGAGUGGGAAAUUCACGUUAAAAACAGCAUUGAAAGAUCAUGCGCUACUGGCUCAGCAGUACGAAGCAGCUCAGAACCAACUCACGAAGCUGCUGGAAGCUGCCGCAGUGACGACUCAGUUCCCGCUCUCGCAGACGAAAGCUCUCCGUGAACGGGUCACAGCGCUGCAACAAGCGCGUCAGAUACUGCGAGACAAGCGUCGUGACAUUCAGGAGCAGCUGCGACUCGUGAAACUUCAGUGCACGCCCAUUGCUCGUACCGGAGCUGCCGUAUUUAACGCCUUUAACGCGGUACUUAACGGUUAUACGUCGCCUCCAUUGACACUUCAAACUGGUAUCGGUUCCUCUUGCAAGUAA